Neltuma alba is the source of this 640-nucleotide messenger RNA. RefSeq lists its product as uncharacterized. The record is from RefSeq and is a predicted model, not a curated record. NCBI's taxonomy places the organism in Eukaryota, Viridiplantae, Streptophyta, Magnoliopsida, Fabales, Fabaceae. The coding region runs from base 242 to 595 and encodes 117 amino acids. The transcript has 2 exons.
GAACUACUCCUCCAUUAAAGACUAUAAGGAAGCCUUAGACAAAGGAAGCCAUAAUGGUGGUGUCGAUGCCAUUUUUGAUGAAGCUCCCUACUUUAAGGCCUUCCUCAAACAGUAUGGCUCCAAUUAUGCCGUGGUUUCAACUAAGCACCAUGCUGCUGGAUUUGGUUUUGCAUUUCGUAAGGGCUCCAACUUAACCUCGCACUUUUCGAAAGCCAUAUUAAAUAUUAGGGAGAGUAAUGAAAUGGACGGCAUUGAGGAGAGAUAUUUUGGAAGCAGCGAUGACGAUGGAAACAAAGAUCAAUCAAAUUCAUCAUCAAAUGCGAGUCCCAGUCUUACUGCUUAUAGUUUUGCAGGUUUGUUUAUGGUAAUUGGAACAUUUUCAUUGUUGGCUUUAGCAGUCUCUGAAAAUCAUAUAUGGCGAAAACCUGUUAUGCUCGCAAAGACUUAUAGCCAACAAUUUUUGAGUCCGAAUUCAACAAGAAUUAAUCCAUUAGAGGAAACUUCUACCAGAAAUGUUGACAACGAAUGUUCUGCAGACACAAAAAAUAUUGGAUCUGCAGAAAAUGAAGCAGAUAAUAAAACAUUGCCUGUGUAAGUGUGUUUGUAUAGAGUGAUGGCAGGCCAUUUUUGCGGUGCCCGU